Molecule: messenger RNA, 252 nt
Organism: Penicillium macrosclerotiorum
Lineage: Eukaryota; Fungi; Ascomycota; Eurotiomycetes; Eurotiales; Aspergillaceae
Exons: 1
Coding region: 1-252 (83 amino acids)
Source: RefSeq, a predicted model, not a curated record
AUGGACCGGGGGGACGCUGACACCGUCGGGAAGGACCUUGGCCCUGGCCGGCAGACGCUGAUCGAAGCACCGCUGGAGGCCCCCAAAAGCUCAACUGCGGUCAACUUCCCCAACUCCCCGAUUGUUGGGCCGUCCGGUUCCACUGGCCUCUUCGUCCCACCAUUUCGCGCCAUUGGGGCUGGCGCCCAAUGGGAUCAUCCGCCUUUGCCCCUUCCAGCGACCACUCAGAGGCCAGGGAACCUGAGAGCCUGA